CCAGCUCUAACCAUCGCUUCUAUCUGUGUCUAUUAGACAACCAUUACUCCAUUACUGAGUACAAACAUCCUUCUCUUCAGACACACCUCCUGCAUUCUUACAACCUCUGUAAGAAGAGAAACACAUCCUAACAACAUUUACUUGCUUUUCUCAUUAUACAUUGCGAAGGAGAAACAUGGAUGUGUUGUUUCUUUCACUUGGUCUCCUUCUCGCCAUUUUCUCCACCGUUAACUCCUGUCCAGCGUCCGACCUGCAGGCUUUAUUAGCCUUCAAAUCCUCACUAAACGAGCCUUACUUGGGGAUCUUCAAUACUUGGACAGGCACCGACUGCUCCAAAUGGUAUGGCAUCAGCUGUGACCCAACCACCGGCCGAGUCACUGACAUCAACCUUCGCGGUGAAUCCGAAGACCCCAUCUUUGAAAAAGCCGGCCGAUCUGGUUACAUGACCGGUUUCAUCAACCCUUCGAUAUGUAAGCUCGAUAGUCUCACUACUUUAACCAUCGCAGACUGGAAAGGUAUUUCCGGAGAGAUCCCGGAAUGUAUAGUUUCUUUGAAGUCACUUCGAAUUCUUGAUCUCGUCGGGAAUAAAAUCUCCGGUAGAAUCCCGAUGGAUAUUGGAAACCUGCAGAGACUCACUGUGUUAAACCUUGCCGACAAUGAGAUCUCUGGAACAAUUCCAGCUUCCUUAACCAAGUUGGGGAAUCUCAAGCAUUUGGAUUUAAGUAACAACCAAGUGUCCGGUGAGCUGCCAGCUGAUUUCGGUAGCUUGAAAAUGUUGAGUCGGGCCUUACUGAGUCGAAAUAAACUCACUGGGUCAAUUCCGAGUUCCAUAGCCAAGAUGAAUCGCCUUGCAGACUUAGAUUUAUCCAGGAAUCAGAUUUCCGGUUGGCUACCUUCAUGGUUAGGCAACAUGCCGGUUCUCUCAAUCCUCAACUUGGACAGCAACAUGAUAUCAGGCAAGAUACCGUCGUCUUUAUUGAGCUGCACCGGUCUGGGAAUUUUAAAUCUGAGCCGGAACUCUAUAGAGGGCAACAUACCGGACGUUUUCGGGGCGAAAUCUUAUUUUAUGGCCCUUGAUCUGUCUUACAACAAUUUGAAGGGACAGGUACCGCGUUCAUUAUCGUCGGCGAAGUAUAUCGGACAUUUGGAUUUGAGCCACAACCAUCUGUGUGGGCCCAUUCCAGUGGGUUCACCGUUCGAUCAGCUCGAAGGAUCAUCAUUUUCUAACAACGAUUGUCUAUGUGGAAACCCAUUGAAGACAUGCUGAUGAGCAGUGGGCUAUGAGGAUCGAGAUGAUUAUUGUCUAAAAAUGUUGUUAUUUUAAGGUGAAAGUGAGUGAUUUGUGGUGAUGUAAUGUUUAAAUGAUUAAAUUAGUAAUUAAAAGUUGAAAUGGACAAAGAUAAGCCAGUUGCAUGCAUGUGGAGAACAGCAUAUGCUUUGUCACUGAUUGUCAUAUGAGAAGAUAAUGUAGCACAUGCUUUCAUAAUAAAUGACCAAUCGGGCCUUGUUGAAA
Messenger RNA from Manihot esculenta (cassava), 1513 nucleotides. RefSeq names its product DNA damage-repair/toleration protein DRT100. Gene Ontology annotation, molecular function: protein binding. The record is from RefSeq and is a predicted model, not a curated record. The coding region runs from base 176 to 1267 and encodes 363 amino acids. NCBI's taxonomy places the organism in Eukaryota, Viridiplantae, Streptophyta, Magnoliopsida, Malpighiales, Euphorbiaceae. The transcript has a single exon.